UCCAGCCUACGCUCUCGAGGGUUUGAUUUGGCUGUUCUGCAUGGCUGGAAGGACUACUUUUACCCGAGAUACUUAGAAUGCAUCAACAAGCACGGAUCUCCCUACACCAAACACCCAGACUUCGCCAUGUGCGUCCAAAACCUGCCCGACCAGUGCACCCCGAACCCUUGCGACAAGAAGGGGACCCGUGCCUGCCAGGACCUCAUGGGCAACUUCUUCUGCGAGUGCGAAGCCGGCUGGGGGGGGCGGCUCUGUGACAAAGAUGUCAACGAGUGCAGCCAGCAGAACGGGGGCUGCAGCCAGAUUUGCUACAACCGACCGGGCAGCUUCCACUGUGCCUGCUACAGCGGCUUUGAGCUCUCCCCGGACAGCAGGACCUGCCAGG
This is a messenger RNA of Carlito syrichta (Philippine tarsier), 385 nucleotides long. Its product is annotated as growth arrest-specific protein 6-like. The record is from RefSeq and is a predicted model, not a curated record. NCBI's taxonomy places the organism in Eukaryota, Metazoa, Chordata, Mammalia, Primates, Tarsiidae. The annotation marks the transcript as partial. The transcript is spliced from 5 exons. Gene Ontology annotation, molecular function: calcium ion binding.